AUGUCUGCGACAAGGGAUUUGCACGCCCAUCUGCUGAAACGCCACGCGACGGGCCACGCUCACGAUAGGGACCGCAAACGCAAAAGAAGCUCGUCAGUCGCAAAACAGAGUCGAGUGUCACAGGCUUGCAAAGCCUGUGCCUCGUCGAAGCUAAAAUGCGACGAAGCCAAACCGUGCAAACGGUGUCGCGAACGGAAUCUGAGUUGUGACUGGCAAGAUGUCGCUCAGGAUUCGUCUCCUGAACCGGCCCAGCAAAAUGAUGAUCAGGAUACGAGAAUGUCAACCAUGCCUACAGAUUUAACCGCUACCGUGGCUUUCUCACCUAUGCCAACCCCGCUGGAAGAUUUCCCCGCCACCAAUAACAUUCUCAUGACACCCCAGGGACCGGCGCCCGACUCAAUUAUUGAUAACGGGGUCCUCGACCCAGCACUCGAUCCUGUCCUUUCACCGGGUGUCCCGGUAAAUAUACCGACCCAAAUUGAAUAUGGUGUCUCACCCACGGACCAAGAAAGCGGCAUCUUCAGCGUGGACGGCACAUUCUUCCCCAAUUUCUUCCCCGACUCAUUCAUCUCUUCGCUCGGUCGGUAUAACGACCCAUUUGAUCCAUCCAGCUUGAUCCCAGAGUUCACUCCCUAUGGGGCAAUAGAAAAUCCGGCCAUGGAUUUCAGUUUGACCGAUGGUGACUUUGGCCUGAUCGACAUGUACAAUGCCGGAAGUGUGAUGCCCAGGUACGAAACCGAGCAACAGGACCGCUUCGAUGUCGACAGUGGAAUUGGCAUUGGCUCAGCAGCAUAUCACCGAUCUUCAUUAUCAGCAUGGAAACCGCUCCAAGAAGAUCGCGCGUUCAUCGAUCACGAAAAUCUAUCUGUCCCCCAAGCUAUCGAUAGCCCCGAAGUCAAUUCUGCCGACCGGCAAAUGCUAUGCGAGCGACUUUCCUCGAGCAGUCGUGACCAAAUUUUCGGCCUUGUGCUCGAAAUUAGCCGCGAGGCCAACUUGAAUCGAAUUAUGAAGUCCUUUCCCAGCACCGAAUUAUUGGAUGGCUUGAUUCAGCAGUUCUUUGAACACCAAGGCCACAGCGUGGUCUCUUUUAUCCACACACCCACCUUUCGCCCAAGCAGUGAGGAUGCGAGUAUUCUUGCGGCGCUGGCUGCUGCGGGGGCAGUGCGCUCGCCAAUACCUACGAUCCGAAAACUUGGAUAUGCUUUGUUGGAGAUUGUGCGAAUGUAUAUGCCUACGAAGUAUGAGAAAGACAACCUCGCCACACGAGACCUACGAACAUCGCAAACCUAUGCCUUGAAUAUAGAUAUCGGACUUUGGAGUGGGAAUCGGCGCAAGACUGAAAUUGCGGAAAGUUUCUCUCAACCAUUGAUCACCAUGCUACGUCGAGGUUUAAGGUUUCGUCGAUCGUUAUACACAACCAUUAUCCCUCUGGCAGAGGAUUCGGAUGAUGUGUUGGAGCGAAAAUGGCGCGAAUGGAUUGAGCAAGAAUCUUUCAAGAGACUUGUCUACCAUAUUUUCCUCCACGAUGCGCACACUGCUGUCACCCUUAAUGUCAAUCCUCUGAUAUCUUAUGCCGAUUUGGAACUUCCCUUGCCAGCAGCACGCUCAUUAUGGGAAGCACCGACGGCCAGCGAUUGGAGACAGCUGUAUCCUACCCAUGGUCCGGAACGCAUACCAUCAUUGGCAGAACUUUUACGUGACAUGUCACUCCUAUCGACGUUUCAGGAUCGCAUCGACACCCAAUUUUCCGCUUUGGUUCUCCUUCACGGCCUCUCCGCCCUGAUCAACGAGUAUCACCGUCUAAAAUUCAUAUCAACCAGCAACUCCAAGCAUUGGCAUGCCCUCGUAACCAAUUCCCGCCAACAAGAACUCGACCAAGCCCUCCAACAUUUCCGGAUGGUAUGCUCUGAGCUACGUGUGCAAAUUAGGCCUGAGAUCGUCUUGGUUUGCGAGGUCGUCUCGAUGCUGCUUCACAUGUCACUGGAAGAGCUCCAACUAUUCGCCGGUAAAGAAGACAAGCAGGAGGCACGUCGCGUAUAUCAGUCAGCCCUUGAAUGGAUCAACAGUGCCGAUUCCCGACGAGCCAUAUGGCACGCUGGACAAACCAUCCGUGCUUCUCGUCGAAUGCCACCGGGCUCGUUGACAGGGUUCUUUGCCAUUGGAGUGUUCUACGCCAGCUUGGCAUUCUGGUCUUAUGGCGUGGUCUCCAGAGCCAAAAAUACUCGAAUGCUGGGGAGCCCGAUGUCUCAGCUUCCCACUCAAGGGCCAACAGUCUUUCUAGAUGGGGAGGAAGUGGCGGAUGUAUCCAAAUUUGUCACGAUGAACGGCGGUGUUCCGGCUUUACAAGGUCCAGGUGGAUCGACUGUCUUUCUGUCGGACUCGGGUUCUAUCAUGCGAGUAGGGCAGAGGGCACUUCGAGCAGAUAUCUCAGAGAGUACACCACCGCUGGUGCAGAGCUUGGCUCAGCUGAUGGGUGACUUGGGGCACUGUGUGCCCGGGUCGUCUUAG
Penicillium verhagenii is the source of this 2508-nucleotide messenger RNA. Its product is annotated as putative C6 and C2H2 transcription factor RegA-like. The transcript has 5 exons. The coding region runs from base 1 to 2508 and encodes 835 amino acids. Gene Ontology annotation, biological process: DNA-templated transcription; regulation of DNA-templated transcription. The record is from RefSeq and is a predicted model, not a curated record. Gene Ontology annotation, molecular function: DNA binding; zinc ion binding; DNA-binding transcription factor activity, RNA polymerase II-specific. Lineage: Eukaryota; Fungi; Ascomycota; Eurotiomycetes; Eurotiales; Aspergillaceae.